CUUAUCCUCCUCAAACAACACUCGCCAGGGCAGUCAGUCUUUUACCUCGCCAUCAAUCUCAGCAACAAGAUCUUGACCACCCCCAAAUCUAAGCAGCGGCAUCCAAAACAGUCCUUUCUAAACCGAAGACUGUGUUCGCGGCGCGUCUAAGUCGCGUUUAAGUGGAAAGCCGCGACAGAGAUGGCUUCCUCUCGCUCUCGCGCCAGCGGCAAUGAUACCGACGCGUCAAUGCCCGACGCUCCAGAGCCCAGCCAUCGCCCGGGAGAUGAGAUGGAGGUGGAUGAGACCCCUGACUACACCGACUCCGAUACCAACCCGAAUACUACAGCCAGCAGUGUGGUAGGCGAACCGCUUAACGAAGGCCGAAAGCGGCGAACAGAGGCCAACGAGCUUCGGCGGAGCAUCUUUGGCAAGAAGCAUGAUGCGCUAGGAGAAUCUAAGGAAGAUGAUACACUUCGAAGAUUCAGAUACCUUCUUGGCUUGACCGACCUGUUUCGCCACUUCAUCGACACCAACCCCGAUCCCAAGAUCCGCGGCAUCAUACAAGAGAUUGAUCGUCAGAAUGCUGAGGCCAAAAAUAAGAAAGCCGUUAGUCGUCAAGGUGGCGCUACUAGUGACAGACGUCGCCGGACCGAGGCCGAGGAAGACGCUGAGCUGCUCAAAGAUGAGAAGCGUGGAGGAUCCGCAGAAAUCGUCUUCCGGGACUCGCCUGCUUUCAUCCAAGGCACCAUGAGAGAUUACCAAGUCGCCGGCCUGAAUUGGCUCAUCUCCCUCCACGAGAACGGCAUUUCCGGAAUCCUCGCCGACGAGAUGGGCCUCGGGAAGACCCUGCAGACUAUCUCAUUUCUGGGUUAUCUCAGACAUAUGAUGGGCACUACGGGGCCGCACCUGAUCACCGUUCCCAAAUCCACGCUUGACAACUGGAAGAGAGAGUUUGCAAGGUGGACGCCCGAGGUCGAUGUCCUUGUGCUACAAGGUGCCAAGGAGGAACGACACCAACUCAUCAACGAGCGCCUCAUCGAUGAGAAAUUCGACGUCUGCAUUACCAGUUAUGAGAUGAUCCUCCGAGAGAAGGCGCAUUUGAAGAAGUUUGCUUGGGAGUACAUCAUCAUCGAUGAGGCGCACCGAAUCAAGAACGAAGAGUCUUCACUUUCCCAGGUCAUUCGCCUCUUCAACUCCAGGAACCGGCUUCUCAUCACCGGCACCCCCCUGCAGAACAAUCUGCAUGAGUUGUGGGCCCUACUCAACUUCCUCCUUCCGGAUGUCUUUGGUGACGCCGAGGCCUUUGACCAGUGGUUCUCUGGCCAAGAUCGAGACCAGGACACGGUUGUUCAGCAACUCCAUCGAGUCUUGCGGCCCUUCCUUCUUCGCCGUGUCAAGAGCGACGUUGAGAAGAGCUUGUUACCGAAGAAGGAGGUCAAUGUAUACAUUGGCAUGUCCGAGAUGCAGGUUAAGUGGUAUCAGAAGAUCCUGGAGAAGGACAUCGAUGCCGUUAACGGAGCUGGCGGGAAGCGGGAAUCGAAAACGCGACUGCUCAACAUCGUCAUGCAGUUGCGCAAGUGCUGCAACCAUCCGUACCUCUUCGAGGGUGCAGAGCCUGGCCCGCCAUACACGACGGAUGAGCAUCUCGUCUACAACGCCGGAAAGAUGGCUGUUCUCGACAAGCUCCUGAAGAGGUUAAAGCAGCAGGGCAGUAGAGUCCUGAUCUUCUCCCAGAUGAGCCGUCUCCUAGACAUCCUCGAGGACUACUGCGUCUUCCGGCAGUACAAGUAUUGCCGGAUCGAUGGUGGCACGGCUCAUGAGGAUCGUAUCGCGGCCAUUGACGAGUACAACAAGCCUGACUCGGAGAAGUUCGUCUUCCUCCUCACCACCCGAGCUGGAGGACUCGGCAUCAACCUCACUUCGGCCGAUAUCGUCAUUUUGUACGACAGCGACUGGAACCCACAGGCCGAUCUACAGGCUAUGGAUCGUGCUCACCGUAUCGGCCAGACUAAGCAGGUUAUCGUGUACCGCUUCGUCACGGACAAUGCUAUCGAGGAGAAGGUCCUGGAGCGAGCGGCGCAGAAGUUGCGCCUUGACCAGUUGGUUAUCCAACAGGGCCGCGCCCAAAUCGCUGCCAAGGCAGCUGCGAACAAGGACGAACUACUGUCCAUGAUUCAACACGGCGCCGAGAAGGUCUUCCAGACGAGAGGCGCCACGGGAACACUCGCAGACAAGGGCGCCGAACUCAACGAUGACGACAUCGACAACAUUCUUACAGCCGGUGAGAACCGUACUAAGGCACUGAAUGCCAGGUACGAGAAGCUGGGAAUCGACGAUUUGCAGAAGUUCACGUCCGAGUCGGCUUACGAGUGGAACGGAGAAGAUUUUGCCGCUCGGAAGAAGGAUAUUGCUGUCUCAUGGAUCAAUCCUACCAAGCGUGAGCGAAAGGAGCAGAUCUACUCGAUCGACAAGUAUUACAAGCAAGCAUUGCAGACCGGAGGCCGUACAGCGGACUCAAAGCCCAAGGCCCCUCGCGCGCCGAAACAGGUCCAGGCUCACGAUUACCAGUUCUAUCCGCCCAGGCUGCGCGAUCUCUAUGACCGCGAGACGGCUUACUACCGCAAGGAAAUUGGCUACAAGGUGCCACUUGCAGAUGGUGACGAUGACAACCUGUCCGAGCGGGAGGCGGAGAGAGCUCUCGAUCAACAGGAGAUUGACAGCGCGACGCCGUUGACUGAGGAGGAACAGGAAGAGAAGGAGAAGCUUGCCGUCCAGGGAUUUGGUGAUUGGAAUCGUCGUGACUUCCAGCAGUUCAUCAACGGCUCUGGACGCUACGGGCGACACGACUACGAGAUGAUCGCUCAAGAAGUCGACAACAAGACACCGGCCGAGGUUAAGAUGUAUGCCAAGGUCUUUUGGCAGCGAUAUAAGGAGAUAUCCGAUUACAACAGGUACAUCAAGGUGAUUGAGGACGGCGAGGAGCGGAUGCGGAAGAUUGAGAACCAACGCAAGAUGCUGCGGAAGAAGAUGUCACAGUACAGGGUCCCCAUCCAGCAGCUCAAGAUCAACUACUCGGUCUCGACCACCAACAAGAAGGUCUACACCGAGGAGGAGGACCGCUUCCUGCUCGUGCAGCUGGACAAACACGGCAUUGAUUCCGAGGGAAUCUACGAGAAGAUUCGCGACGAGAUCCGCGAGAGCCCGCUCUUCCGCUUCGACUGGUUUUUCCUGAGCCGCACGCCCGUCGAGAUAAGUCGCCGGUGCAACACGCUCCUCACCACGAUCGUCAAGGAGUUCGAGGACGUGAACACGACCAAGGCGAACGGCGCCGCCUGGAAGUCGAAGAGGGAGCCGGACGACGACGAGAACGACGAGGAUAGCGUCCUCGGCAUGGCUCCCACAAAGAAGAAGUCCAAGGCGGCUAACGGGGUCAAGAACAAGGCACUCGAUAACGUCAAGUCGGGCACGGCGAGCAAGGCCAAUUCCGCGGCCCCGUCACGGGCGUCGAGCGUCAUGUCCAACCAGUCGAACGCUGGGAGCAAGAGUAAGAAGGGCAAGAAGAAAUGAGUUUCAUGUCGAUUUGGCGGUGUGAUUUGCGAGGCAAUCGAGACGGGAGGUGCGAAAUCGGGUUCGGGUCUCGAUAAGCGAGGUAGUUUGUCAUAGGACUAGGGGUGUCUCUACUCUGGUGCUCGACUCUCUGUGGCUCUGCAAGAAGAGGGGACCUGGUGUUUGUUUGGUUCUGGUGCGGUUUCUCAGAACAAGGAGUUGUUGAUUUCAUUUUUUACCGGUCGACCCUCGGCGAUUACGGAGGGAAGGGGGCAUCGUUAUCGGGGCAGUCGGUAAAAUUGAUCUUGUUUGUACAGGUCUCAACAGAAACAAAAUCACGAUAGCUUAAGAGAGUUCUUUAGGCUGCCCUUUUUUUAUGAAG
Molecule: messenger RNA, 3910 nt
Organism: Phialemonium atrogriseum
Lineage: Eukaryota; Fungi; Ascomycota; Sordariomycetes; Cephalothecales; Cephalothecaceae
Product: chromatin remodelling complex ATPase
Exons: 4
Coding region: 181-3549 (1122 amino acids)
Biological process (GO): nucleosome organization; regulation of transcription by RNA polymerase II
Cellular component (GO): chromatin; nucleus
Molecular function (GO): ATP-dependent chromatin remodeler activity; ATP binding; ATP hydrolysis activity
Source: RefSeq, a predicted model, not a curated record